Molecule: messenger RNA, 5271 nt
Organism: Bipolaris maydis ATCC 48331
Lineage: Eukaryota; Fungi; Ascomycota; Dothideomycetes; Pleosporales; Pleosporaceae
Biological process (GO): proteolysis
Molecular function (GO): protein binding; aspartic-type endopeptidase activity
Source: RefSeq, a predicted model, not a curated record
AUGGAGCUUCCUCCGCUCCCAGUCAAGCAUGACGAUUGGAUUGCGCAUAUUUCUAGUCAUCCAGACAAGUCGUUGCCUGAGUUGAUCGCUCCAUACAAAGAAUACGAUGCCAAACUACGCGAGGUCUUUGCCCAACAACCAAGCCACCCUGCAAUAGCAAUUCCCAAUGUCGUCCCUAUAUUCUCAGGGCACGAGUGUGAGUUGAAGGUUCGUGCUCGCAACCUCGCAGAAGAAACCGAAGAUGAACGCCAACGCUACAUCAUGCCCCUCAGCAAUGCGGAGCGUAAGCCCAAUGGCUCUCCAGCGGUCGUGACAUCGCUCAGAGAGUUCCAAACAAACUUUCAGUUAUUUUCCGAGUCAUCUCUCGUUGACUUGGACUGGUCCAAUGUUGUAGCUGCAGGCAGUUCUGUCGUGACAUCCUUGUUGCCAGUCUCUGAGCAGCAUAAAUCUUCCAAGCGAGCCCUCAGAGGAUACUACCAUCAAAAGUUGGCACCUGCUUCUGAUGUUGAUCUCUUUCUCUAUGGACUCAGCGAGGAACAGGCUGUCGAGAAGAUCAAGCAGAUUGAACAGCGCAUCAAGGACUCAAUACUGACUGAGACGACUACGAUCCGCACAAAGAACGCCAUCACUAUCGCUUCUCAGUACCCAACUCGCCAUGUCCAAAUCGUUCUACGUAUCUAUAGGUCUAUAUCUGAGAUCCUUACGGGUUUCGAUGUGGACUGCUCUUGUGUUGCGUAUGACGGGAAACAAGUCUAUGCCAGUCCGCGUGCUCUGGCUGCUUUCAUGACCCAGAUCAACACAAUCGAUCUGACCCGUCGCUCUCCCUCGUACGAGAAUCGCCUUUCCAAGUACGCGCGGAGAGGGUUUGAAGUUUACUGGCCGCUUCUCGAUCGCUCUCGCAUUGACCCGACGCUGUUUGAACGUUCGUUUGGGCGAACGCUUGGUCUUGCCAGGCUAUUGGUUCUUGAGAAGCUGCCCAGCAGUACUGCUCGAGAGGCUUAUGUCAACGAGCGUCGCACUGAGCGUGGAAGACCGCGGAUUGAUCGAAGGCCUACGAGAAAGCUGCGGGGAAAUAUGAAAGACAUGCACGAAGAGGAUGUUGCAGAAUGGGUGGAGACUGACGAAGUCAGUGACUACCAUACCUUCACCAUUCCAUAUGGGCCAAAAUAUUCUGCACGAAAGAUUGAAAGGUUGCUGUACGCGAAAGACCUGCUACUCAAUGCAGAGUGGAACCGGCCAAAAACCCGAGAGACUGCACUGCAUCGCCACCCUGCAUUCUUUGGAAAUGCAACUGACGUAAUAGGGGAUUGCUGUGGCUACUGCCCCAAGCCAGUCACGCCCGAAGAAGAAGAAAUUGCAGCAGAAGAGGGAAAGAUCUAUGUAUCCGGGGAUCUAUCAUUCAUGAAAGAUGACCCGGGACGCCAGGCUAUCGGGUCAUUCCAUCCUCUCACCGAUGACGACUGGACGGAUAUGGCCUAUGUUGGCAAUACCGCAAGACUAUGUCGCGCCAUUGUAGACUGCGAUCUUGAACAUGUCCAGGACUGGUUGAGCCAAGAAGGUGCUGAUCCCAAUCAGCGCGACUACACCGGCCGUACUCCACUUCAUCUGGCAGUCACGACAUCCACAUUGGAGAUUGUACAAGCUCUCAUUGAUGCAGGUGCUCGGCUUGUCUCCCGCCUGUUUGAUGGAAAGACUGCUCUUCAUCUUGCGGCUAUGCGCGGUGAAACUGAAAUGGCCAGGGCACUUCUUACCAGGAGCGAAGCCAAUGAAGAAAAAGAGACUCUUAAGCAGAGCCAACAGCAUGCUCCAAAAGGAGGCAGUGAUGUGGUCUCUGCAAGAUUGGAAGAGGAGAACAACACGAAUGAAGACGAGGCCAAUUCUUUCGAUGAAGAGUCUGAGAAUGACGACGUGAUGACGGAAGGCUCUUUCGUGAAAAUCAGGAACCAGGAAACAUCAAGUCACGAUACAUUACCGGAAGACGCGGAUGGUGAGCCCGACAUUUAUGACAUUAAUGUGUUGGCCUGGGACGCGCCAGUAUCCGCACUGCAUCUUGCCAUUGCCAACGGUCAUUUGCACACGGUGGAAAUGCUCGUCCAAGACUUUGGUGCCGAUGUGUUACUGCCCAUUAAGCUUGUAAACUCCCAUGACAAAUCGCCGCGGGCUGCAAUUCUCCCAUUAGUCCUUGCACUGCAUCUCCCACCCGAGAAGGCCAAAGAAAUGACGAAAUUACUCAUCAGUCUUGGUGCCUCACCAGCUCAAGCAGAUGUCAACAACAUGACAGCAUUGAGCUACUUUGCUGCGUAUGGAAAGGAUCUAGUGCAAACCAUGAUCUCAUCAAAUCGACCUGCGGCAGAACGAGCCGCCAACCAUCUUUCUUGGAGCAACAAUUCACAUCAACCAGAUGCAAAGAGCAUCCUGAAUAUUGCUAUAAAAGGUAGAGAUCCCGAAACGGUCGAGGCACUGCUAGAGCUCGGAGUCAAACCCGAGGUUGAUUUCGAUACAUACAUCUCAUCUGUCAAAAGCCCGGCCCACCUGGGGCGCGACACUGAGAGAAAUGAACGGUACUUUAGGGAAUGGUUUGAGCAACCCGUAUUCUCUGCCCUCCGCUCCGAUCUGCCUUCAGUAGUCCAAAUGCUCCUGGAUGCCGGUGCCGACAUCAAUUCUCUUUCUGAGAAUUUAUGGAAGAAGCGUUCUUAUCCGAAUAACAUGCAGAAUGAUGCGGGUACUUUGUUGGACUCUGUUCGUAAGAAGAUCGAGUCCCUUCGUGUUUCCACCGGCUGGGUAGACAACAUCGAUUACUACGCUCCAGCUCUGCCAGCUCCACUACAAGAUGACGCCCAUUACCUUCAAGACUACAAGCCCGGCACUUACUCUCAUUUAGUUGUGAGAAAGCAAAUUGAAGACGCUAGGACAAAGUAUGAGAAAGACUUGGAGAAAUACCAAGACCAUGCGGAGCCCGAGAAAGAGACAAAAGGUACUGCGGAAAAGAAGGCGGCUGCUGAGUCUUUAGUCAAAGAGUUCGAAGCGCUUGAGCGUCGCUUAGUUGAACGGGGCGCGAAGACCUUGGAGGAGCUUGACCCUGAGCACGUAGGCCCGGAAAUUCCAGGACCCAAUUAUUACGACCGUUACCGGGUAAUUCCAAAGACAUGGAGCCAGAACCUGACCUUCCGUCUCCCGAAUUUGACUGAGGAGCGAAGGAAGGCUUACAUCAAGCUAUUUGAAGCAUGCUGGGAGGGUGAUGGCGUAACAAUCAAGAAGCUCACCCUAGCUAUCUGGGGUGAUAACCAAACUCCUCUUCAAAUUGCCGUUCAGGAUUCAGAGGACUUCUCACCUUUAUCUGUUGCUUUGCUGCGCAAGCAUUAUGGCAUUGCAACACUUAUCCUCGAGAUUGCGCAAGCGCAAUAUGGCCCAGAGCAAAAGCCAUCGGCAAGACACACGAUCCAACAAGAAGACGAAGAUGAUAGCAGCACUGAUGGCGGUGAAGAUGAAAUCGCGAUUUACUCUGAAAUUGUGAACGACCAAUUUACCAUUGAGAAUGUUGGUGAGGUACAAAGUCAGGUCAGAAGCACGAUAAAGCCCCUGGAGAUGAUCAACUGGGGUUGCUCUAUGUUUGAGUUCAUCGCGAAUAAUAGCUCGUCAUCAGGGCUGGAGAUACCUGGUGGCGACCAAAGCCAAGAAAAACGAAGAAAAAACAUCGGUAGACCUCACAAUCUGUUCCAAUUCGCCAUCUACUUGGACGACGCCAAUAUGUUCGAGUUCUUGAUUUCAAAGUGCGAAGAAUAUACCCGAAUAGACUCGUCUACCUCCGAUGACACCAGUCCAAAAUUCUUCAAUUUCUCUGAACCCGACUUUCUGUAUGCAAUCGGCCUUGGUCGAGUGCAACUGCUCGAGAAAAUUAUCAAACGCACUGGAGUAGGAUUUCCACUGAACGAUCUUGUCGAAAAGAGUGGUAUUGAGAUACCCAUGAAUCCAAAGUACUACCAAGGACUCUCUGUUUAUGGUAAGAAGCGAGCAGAUUGGGCAAAUGUUGGAGGAGAUACCAGUGGCAAAGUUCGUGACAUGCAGCAUUCACCUGUGCUGCGUGCGGUUCAUUAUGGGAACUUGCAGAGUGUCGAGUGGUUCUUGAGUGAUUCUCCGUUGCGUUGCUAUCUGCAAUUUGUGGAUACUCAUCGUGACGACGUUCGGAUUCAGAAUCUCGGAAAAGCCAAGGGUGGGCUGGAGGCAUCCAUUACCAAAUGGCUCGGUCUGAACUCUCACUUGCUACUACACUGUGCCGUGAUGAGCCGGAAGAGUGAGGAAACUGCGUACCUACUCCGGCAACUGUGCAAGUCCCACCCCGAGGCUCUCGAAAAACGGUCGGUAAAUGGCAUGACCCCCCUGCAUCUCGCUUUUGCUCUCCACCGGGUCGAAAUGGCCAAGAUUCUUAUAGAAGCCGGCGCUGAUCAAACAACACGGAAUAACGAAGGACACAACAUUGUUCACUCUAUACUGGAUCAGUCUUGUAAAGACAAAACCAGCGUCCUUCGUGAGAUGCUGGACUUGAUUGAUACUCGUCUCAUUCCUAGUAUGUUUCUCGAGCGAACUCAGAGCGCACCCGGUGCAGCUACACCGCUUGCACGCUGGGUUCAUGUCAAUGUGCAGAAUCGGGAAUACAGUUUUGACAAGGAAAAGCACGAGGAGACCCUUAUGCUGUUGCUUGAGUUCAGCAAAGGCGAAGAUCUCGGGAUCAUCAAUGGCGAUGGAGAUACACCUGUCCAUGCUGUAGUCAGGUACCAUGCAGACACAUUGCUACGCGUCAUGCUGGACCAACGCCCCCAAACCCUCUUCUUCGAAAAUGCGUCAGGACGCACCCCAUUCGAAAUUGCAGAAGACACUUAUCUUUCAGAAAAAGUCUUCAACAAUCCGCCACCGCUUUCGCCCGCUGAGCGGCUUGCAGAUCCGAGACUAUUCGGUCGAUCAUUCUACAGGCGCAGGAAUGCCCAGGGUAUACUUAGAAAGGAUCCACAAUCGUUUAUUGAAAGCCCUAAAGAGCAUCGCUCCAGCAUUGCAAAAGUAUUGCAAAUCUGCAAGGACAGUGCUGCAAAGCAAAGCCAGGGUCGAAAGAGAAAACUGGUCAGUCUGGUUGAAGCCAACGAAGUGGCAAAGAGGCUUGCGGCAAGAACUGAAACCCGCUAUGUGCGUGCUCGACUAAACGAAGAGCAAGUUACAGAGGGAGAAGAUGAGGAGAAGGCCCCAAGGUGGGACGAGGUGACUAUCUGGUUCCAUUACUAG